AUGGUCCUCAAAAGUAUUCUCUUACCAUGUCUCCUCUUAUCCUUCCUUCCUUUUACGGGCGCCGUUCCCAAUAGAUUCAAACAUUGGUAUCCCUUCUACGGGCUCCUUCUUGAAGCCGCACUACGCAACAACUGCUCAGAGGAAUACAACAACUUCCUCCACACGCAGUCACCAAACUCGGACUGGUCUAAAGUCGGAGUCUCAGGGGGCAGCCCGACAAAUGCAGCCUUCACAGGUCCUGUUAUCAGCUGUAUUCUUGAGGCCCUUCCAGAAGUCACCAAAGCCGACAUGGCAGCCGCGAGCGUCCUACUUGGCCUUAUGCCUACGAUCUUAGCAGUCGCCGGCUCCAUACUGCAGUACACCGAUUUUGGUCACUAG
Lindgomyces ingoldianus is the source of this 378-nucleotide messenger RNA. RefSeq lists its product as uncharacterized. The transcript is spliced from 3 exons. The coding region runs from base 1 to 378 and encodes 125 amino acids. The record is from RefSeq and is a predicted model, not a curated record. NCBI's taxonomy places the organism in Eukaryota, Fungi, Ascomycota, Dothideomycetes, Pleosporales, Lindgomycetaceae.